AAAGGCAACCUCUCUCUGUAUCACAGUACCGUACGAGUGUGGUAACUUAAAAUGUAGCGGCCUUCAUCUCCGGUAGCACUACGUUAACCAGAAUUCUCUGCUCUCACGUGGUGGCCCCUUUCAACUAAGAGGUCAAAACAAAACCGGUAAUCAAAGACAGACAACGCGUGUGGACACACUGUGCCUCUGAUGGCUGGUCGACUCCUCAAAGUCUCCUCUCUGGCCACAGCAGUGUUCGCCUCCUCCGGGUUUUACCUCUACACCAGACAGCUGGACCUCAACGACCUCAGCGUGAUCCGCUUCGGACGAGCCGCAGCAGCUACGGCGGUCAUCAGCUACGACUACCUGACUGCUUUCAAACAUGUGGAAUAUGGCACAGAGGAGUACUGGGCGCUCAAAUCCAAGGUGCAUCUGCGGUCGGCAGAGCGUCUCCGAGACUUGUGCUGUGCCAACCGGGGUACUUUCAUCAAGGUGGGCCAGCACCUGGGCGCUCUGGACUACCUGCUGCCCGAGGAGUACACGUCCACACUGAAGGUGCUCCACAGCCGAGCUCCUCAGAGCACCAUGGAGGAGAUCCGGCAGGUCAUCAGAGAAGACCUCGGCAAGGAGCUGUCAGAGUUAUUUGUCUCCUUUGAGGAGAAGCCUCAGGGCGCAGCUUCCUUAGCCCAGGUCCACAAGGCAGUGCUGCAUGAUGGGAGGACAGUGGCCGUCAAAGUCCAACACCCCAAAGUCCAGAGACAGAGCUCCAAGGACAUAGUGGUGAUGGAAGUGUUGUUGAGGGUCGUCCAUUGGCUCUUCCCAGACUUUGCCUUCAUGUGGUUGGUGGAGGAGGCCAAGAAGAACAUGCCGCUGGAGCUAGACUUCCUUAAUGAGGGACACAAUGCUGAGAAGGUGACCAAAAUGUUGGCCCACUUCCCCUUUCUCAAGGUUCCUGUUAUCCACUGGCACCUGUCCACAAAGAGGAUCCUGACCAUGGAGUUUGCUGAGGGGGGGCAGGUCAACGACCGGGACUACAUGAAGAAACACGGCAUCAGUGUCAACGAGAUCUCGGAGAGCCUGGGUAAGAUGUACAGUGAAAUGAUCUUCGUCCACGGCUUUGUUCACUGUGACCCGCACCCGGGCAAUGUGCUGGUCCGAAAGUGUCCCCAGAGCAAGAAGACCGAGAUUGUCCUGCUCGAUCAUGGCCUUUAUCAGGUCCUGCAGCCAGACUUCAGGUUGGACUACUGUCGGCUGUGGCAGGCUCUGAUUAAAGGUGACAUGCCUGGGGUGGAGCGUUACAGCCGCAGACUGGGAGCUGGAGCUCUGUACCCGCUGUUUGCCUGUGUGCUCACCGCUCGCUCCUGGACCGCCGUCAAUGCUGGCAUCAGUUCUGUGCCUGUCACACACUCUGAGGACGUGGAGAUACGGACCAAUGCAAGUCUCUAUCUGCCCCAGAUCAGCGAGCUGUUGAACCGAGUGCCCCGGCAGAUGCUGCUGCUGCUGAAGACCAAUGACUUGCUGAGGGGCAUUGAAACCACCUUACAGACCAGAGCCUCCUCCUCGUCCUUCAUCAACAUGUCCCGCUGCUGCAUACGCGCCAUGGCCAGGCACAAGCGGAGCAAGGCCCAGUCCAGGAGGAGGCGUUUGCAGAUCACACUGGCAGAGUCUCUCAGCCUGUGGAAGCUCUCUAUGUACGAACUGUUUCUGUGGGCGAAGGGCUCCAUGUUGGUGCGCUGGCUCACUGCUCUGCUGUCGUAUCUGCACUGACACAUCUGGAUGGACAUUGCACUGGAACAUUAACAACAGGCUACACUGUUGGCUCUCUAGACACCAUUUGUGACUCUGUGGAUACAUACAAGGACACAAGAUGCAGAUGUCUUUGGACAGCGGGAGCAGAUGUGGCUGCUGAUAUUUUUCUUGGCCUUUUACCUCAGGAUCACAACUUACUAUAUGUCCAAUCGGCAGUAUUGAGGUCAACUAUUUUCUCACGAUUGUGAAAUAAUUGUCUUUACUCAAGAUAAAUACUUUUCUGUUUCACUUAUUUUAUUUAAGGCUAUUAUUGUCAGAUGAUUUUUCUCAUAAAAGUGAGAUUGACUUGAGCCAUUAUCGUAUACACAGUAUUCAGACCAUGCAUGUACUAGUGUUUUUAUAUGGGAGCUUUAGAGGUGAUAGCUGGUAUAUUUCAAAAAGACCCUGCUUUCACUCUAUAUGCUAAGCUAAGCUAACCACACCUGACUCCAUCUUUCCUUUCCAUCUAUUUAACACGCAGACCUGAGAUUGAUAUCUUUUUCAGAAAAAAAAGAAAAUAUGCACAAUUCCUGAAAUGCUAAAGAAUUCCUUGCAACCACGAGAAGACUCUUUGAUAUCCCAGAAUGAUGAUACAAGUAUAAUCAGUUCUCUUAACUGUCAGAUUAUGAAAUUUAAUCGUCAUGAAUUUUGAUUAAAAGUAAAUUAUCGUGCGCAACCUUUAACCAGGUAUAUAGUAGAUCUCAAACACUUGACAGCCAUGUAUAAUCUUAAACAUAAUGCUGUAUAGGCAGCCCUAAAUACCAUCAGACAAUUCACUUCAACACACAGAAAAAAACUGUGAUGCAGCAAUGGAGGAACCAGAUCACUCAUAGGCAUUUUCCUGAAACAGGGAACCAGCUCUGUUCUGGUUUGCACACCUAGUUCUGAACGGUUCCGAGCAUUUCAACCAAAAAUAAAUUGGUUUGGAACCUGAAAAGUUGGUUCCCAGCUUGAACCAAAAAAUAGCAGGUUUUCCUUGGGAACCAAAGUGGGUGUGUCAUAUUCUACAGGUCGUUGUGCAUUGUGUAGCGUCCUCUGUUGAUGAUGCAUCCAAUUACAAUGGUUCCACUCAGAGGCUGGUUAGCUAGAUAGCACCAAGGUUCCAAGAAUCUUGAACCGAACCAGUGUGGUGGAAAAAGACUAUUAUAGGCCAUUUCCACCAACGUGAAACCGACUUAGGUUUGUGCACCUAGUUUUGAACCAUUCGAAGCAUUUAAACCCGAAAAAAUUUGGCUGGAACCCAAAAAAGGGUUCAAGAACCAGAGCUAAUUUGUUAACACUCUAGGGACCCAGCUCUGUUCCAGUUUGUGCACCUAGUUUUGAACCAAUCAGAGAAUUUCUUUGUUCGGAACCUGAAAAAUUGGUUCCCAGCUAGAACCAAAAAUUAGCAGGUUUCUAUUUUGACUUCUGUUUGUACAUGUCAUGUCACAUGGAUUGUACAUCGUCUUCUGUUGAUGACCACAUACUUGAUUACAAUGGUUCCGCUCAAAAGCUGGCUGGAACUAGGUGGUUCGCUAGAUAAGACCAAGCGUUCCCAAGAAUCUGGAACAGAACCGGUUAAUGAACUGGAGCUAUUUUGAUGGAAAACACAUUUAAUAACAUAGCCAGACAGGGAAGUAAGUCAUACACAAAGACAGGUAUCCAGUCCAGGGUCAGAGUGCACUGAUCUUCAAAUUCCAGGCCGACACUGUGGAACCAGGUGCAUGAAGC
This is a messenger RNA of Morone saxatilis (striped sea-bass), 3477 nucleotides long. It is a transcript of the gene adck1, whose product is annotated as aarF domain containing kinase 1. The transcript has 11 exons. NCBI's taxonomy places the organism in Eukaryota, Metazoa, Chordata, Actinopteri, Moronidae. Bases 190 to 1746 code for a protein of 518 amino acids. Gene Ontology annotation, cellular component: mitochondrial inner membrane. The record is from RefSeq and is a predicted model, not a curated record. Gene Ontology annotation, biological process: mitochondrion organization; lipid homeostasis.